AUGGAUGUCGACUGUCUUUACUUUUUCCUUCUUCUCUUGCUGCUUCCCGUCGGCCAGAGUAGAUGGACAGCAUGUGUCAAACUGUGUAGGCCGUCGACGGGUGCAACAACAAGCACAAGCGUGCAACAAGCCUCUCUCUUCCUCUCGGUUUCUCACUCAGCCACACCCGAAACCCCAAAAGCCAAGAUCAAUCAAUGUGUCUCUCAGUUCUCGGGGUUUCCUGUGUGCGGCCUGCCCAUGUCGGACGGCACGCACCUGUCAAUGAGCCCGCCCCAUUGUUUCGUUUGGAGCUGCUUCGUCCAGCGGUGA
Colletotrichum costaricense is the source of this 309-nucleotide messenger RNA. RefSeq lists its product as uncharacterized. The transcript has 3 exons. Lineage: Eukaryota; Fungi; Ascomycota; Sordariomycetes; Glomerellales; Glomerellaceae. The record is from RefSeq and is a predicted model, not a curated record. Bases 1 to 309 code for a protein of 102 amino acids.